GUAGUAUAUACACACACUGCUACUGCUUCUUCUGCUACUAUAUAGAGAAAUUUAUUUUAAUAAAACACGCAAACUCAUCUUCUCCAAAAGCCUUCUAAGAAGAGGUCGUUGAGAAGAUGAACUCGGUGCCGGAUGGGGUGAUCCAGCACAUCCUCUCCCUCCUCAGCAACGCCCGCGACAUCGGGUCGUGCUCCUGCGUCUCCAAGCGGUGGCGCGACUCCGUCCCCUUCAUCCCCUCCCUCUACUUCCCCCGCAACGCCUUCGACUCCGCCGCCGCCGCCGCCGUCGCCGCCUCCGUAGCCGCCGCCGCUGACGUCGCCAUCGGGCGCAUGGUCGCCGCCGCGGUGCGCCUCGAGGAGCUCGUUGUCUACUGCCCCUUCUCCGCCUCCGCCCUCGCCUCCUGGAUCUCCCUCCGCCGCGGCUCCCUACGCUCCCUCGAGCUCCGCAUGGACUCCGCCGCCCCCGACAAGUCCCCCGCCCCCGCCACCCUCGACUGCAUCGGCGCCGCCGAGGGCCUCGAGGAGCUGAAGCUGUGGGGGGUCUCCUUAACCUCCUCCCCAAGGUGGGGCUGCUUCCGGAAGCUUCGAACCCUCGAGAUCGUCGGCGCGACGAUGCGCGACGCCGCGCUGAAGGACGCGGUGGCGGCGUGCCCUGACCUCACUGAUCUGGCGCUGCUCGGGUGCGACGGCGUCGGAUCGGUCUCAAUCGAGCUCGAACGGCUCGAGCGGUGUAGGCUUGAUUUCCUGGGCCCGGGGAAUUGCUCCCUCUCGCUUGGCUCGCCGAGGCUCGAGGUGCUCGAGAUCCAGGGAUUCAGCUGGAUUAGGGUUGAUGGGAAUCAUAAGCUGAGGAGUCUCUGCAUUGCUAAGAACACUGCUAGGGUCUACAAGGUGGAAAUGGGAAGGCUUGCGGAUUUGGAGUAUCUCUCGCUGAGAGGCGUUCAAUGGAGCUGGGGUGCUGUGGCUUCUGUGCUGCAAUGCGCAAGCGAGGUGAAGCACCUCGUGAUGAAGAUCGAGUUUUGUGGGGAUUUCGACACUCUUCAGCCAUUCCCAGAGGUCGACUUGGUCGAGUUCUUUAAUAGCCAUCAAAAGCUUCGCAAGUUUGAGAUUCAUGGAGCUAUGUUUGCCGCACUGUGCCAAAAGAACAGCCUAAAGAAGCUUGAUCUGAGAUUUGUAAUUCCUUGCUUGGAAGAGGUUUUGGUCACUGUGAGGUCACCGUUGAAUGCCGAGCAAAAAUUGAACACCCUGGAGUCGCUGGUUAAGUACAGUGUGAAGUUGAGGAAGAUGGUUAUUCGAAUCUCGCAGAUGAAGAACUGCAAUGACACUGCUGAUGAUUUCUUUGAGGAAAUUUGCAAGUUUAAGUAUAUAAAUCAUGGGAGAGUUCUAAUUGAGUAGAACGGCGGACCAUAUUUAUUCUUUUUCCUUGAAUUUAAUUGGUUGAGGUACUCGGUUGAUUUUGAAGCCGCCGUCUAUUCUGCCAACUUUGGCCAUUCUCACUUUUAUAAGGUGCAAUUUUCAACCAGCUUUAUCUUAUGACAUUACUCCCCACUAAUUAGAGAGCUAUAGAUUGAUUGAGGGGAGGAAACUUUCUUAAUUUAAUACAAUUUUACUAUUUACAUCUUGGAAACUUCAACUGUGUUUGCUCAUUGUUGCCAAUUUGAGAAGUACAUUCAUUAAUUAGCAUGACUUUUCCUCUUUA
This is a messenger RNA of Ananas comosus (pineapple), 1695 nucleotides long. RefSeq names its product F-box protein At1g10780. The transcript has 4 exons. The record is from RefSeq and is a predicted model, not a curated record. The coding region runs from base 117 to 1391 and encodes 424 amino acids. NCBI's taxonomy places the organism in Eukaryota, Viridiplantae, Streptophyta, Magnoliopsida, Poales, Bromeliaceae. Gene Ontology annotation, molecular function: protein binding.